Tupaia belangeri chinensis (Chinese tree shrew) is the source of this 5670-nucleotide messenger RNA. RefSeq names its product monocyte to macrophage differentiation associated 2 (gene MMD2). The transcript is spliced from 7 exons. Lineage: Eukaryota; Metazoa; Chordata; Mammalia; Scandentia; Tupaiidae. Gene Ontology annotation, cellular component: membrane. The coding region runs from base 372 to 1061 and encodes 229 amino acids. Gene Ontology annotation, molecular function: pore-forming activity. The record is from RefSeq and is a predicted model, not a curated record.
CUGGUCAAGUAAGACAGAAGUACAAAGGAAAGAAUCGUUCUCAUUCCCUUCCUCCAAGUCUCUCCUCUGGUAAAAUUAGCAAUAAGGUUUGGUUUGCUUCCUUUCAUCCUGUCACUUUUACCAGGUCAGCAAACUGGCCUUGCCCCUUACGGAGUCUGUGAGCACGGGUGAACCACUGGGCCCUGCCCGGAUUACCCACACCUCAGAAGUCUGCAGCUUUCAAGCUAGGACUGUUCCUGAUUCAUGAUCUCAAAUCUGCGGUCCUUUACAGGGACUUCAUAAAUGCUCCCAGAUGACUGGUCAUUCAUUUCUUCACCAGUGUGACCUGCUGUGUGCAGGACUCUAGACUGGAACCAGAAAGAUGACGGUUCAUGAACCACCGAGUCCCUGCUCACAAGAGGUACCAGCCCACGGAGUAUGAACAUGCAGCCAACUGUGCCACCCAUGCUUUCUGGAUCAUCCCCAGCAUCCUCGGCAGCUCCAACCUCUACUUCCUAUCGGAUGACGACUGGGAGACCAUUUCUGCCUGGAUUUACGGCCUUGGUCUCUGUGGCCUCUUUGUGGUGUCCACCAUGUUCCACACAAUCUCCUGGAAGAAGAGCCACCUCAGGAUGGUGGAGCACUGUCUGCACAUGUUUGACCGGAUGGUCAUCUAUUUCUUCAUAGCAGCCUCCUAUGCACCCUGGCUGAACCUUCGGGAGCUGGGCCCCUGGGCCUCCCACAUGCGUUGGCUGGUCUGGAUUAUGGCCUCUGUUGGCACCAUCUACGUCUUCUUCUUCCAUGAGCGGUACAAACUUGUGGAGCUGCUCUGCUAUGUCGUGAUGGGCUUUUUCCCUGCCUUGGUCAUCCUUUCAAUGCCCAACACUGAGGGCAUCUGGGAGCUGAUGACCGGAGGGGUCUUCUACUGCUUGGGCAUGGUGUUCUUCAAGAGUGACGGGAGGAUCCCCUUUGCCCAUGCCAUCUGGCAUCUCUUUGUGGCAUUUGGUGCUGGUACCCACUACUAUGCCAUCUGGAGGUACCUCUAUCUACCCAGCACCCUGCAAACCAAGGUGUCCAAAUGAGGUGGCCCAAACGCCAUGAAUCAUUUGGGAUUUUGGAGCACAGCAUCAUGGGAAGUGUUUCUGUGAACUUUAGCCCAGAGUACAGUGCUGAAGCCUGUUUGCCCUUCCACAGGGAACAUUUUUUAUGGGUCUGAUGUUACUUCUGGUGACAGCCGGACUGUCCUUUGAAUCCCCAGCAAGCAAGAAAACAUUUACUCAUUUUUACAGAGGAGAACUUAACCCUGUAAUGUGUCUCUAUUUUAGGCAAGUGUUUCCUAAUACAACAUUUAAUUUAACAUCAUUAGAAAAGGGAGCAGAUAUUGUCUUGUCAGAUGGGGAAUGAUGGGCCAGUACAUGCUUCUUAAGGUCCUGAGAAAUCUGGUGAGGAGUCUGGUGGUUUAUUUAUACCAUGUGGCCGGAGUCUUCCUCUUUGCUACCAAAGACCCAGCUGGGGAAUUGUCUCCUGUUUAGGGCAAGUCCCCCAACUUAUAGAUGAGGGAUGGUGAAUCUCCAUGACCGCGGCAGACACGACCAAUCAGUUGCAGCAUGUUGGUAUCAUAAUUCUUUUCAACACAGUGCCCUGAGAAGCCACCCAAUCAAUUUGACACUCUUGAUGGAAUCUCUUUGCCUUUCCUGCUUGGUGUUUCUGACAUGAGAUCCUGGCCAGAGCUCCGAAAAGUCUCCAAGUGGGGAAGUAUCCUUAUCUCUUGACCCCUCUAUGCGCUCCCCAUUUUCCCUUUUGAGGAAGCUCCUGAAGUGGGCAGUUUGGAGCAGAAAAGAGAGACUGAAGUAAACACCCCAAGCAUCCCCUGAUGGUUAGCUCCAUGGUGAUUGGUUCUCAGUUCAGAGAGUGAGUACCUGGGGAUGGCGAAGCCGUUAAUUGGCCAUUUCUUCUCCUUUGGAAAAAGCCAGAGAAACUAUGAGAGCCAUUCAUUGAAGAGAGGGAGGAAGCACGUUUCUGGGAACUUACUUGUUUGCUUUAUUUUGUGGGUUUGUGAUGCCAACAUUUAGACUCUUUCUUGGUGCCAAUCGGCAGCUCUUAGAGGCUGCUCGGCUGAGCCCUAGGGGAAGGCCUCAGCCUCAUUUGGAUGUGCGUGGAUCUGGGCAAAGUGUCCAGGACACCCUCAACCUCUCUGUAUUCAGGAGCUCAACCACAAGGCUCCCAGCAGCCUGUCCCCACAACCCCCUCAGGCUGGGGUCAGCCUCUCUGUAAAAUGCUCCCUGGAUAUAUACUGGGGAGAGAGUGGCAGACUUGUCUCCAGGAUCUGAAACAGAAUCUCAGAAUCUCUGGAUAGAGCCUGUCCCAAGUCAGGGGGGUCCUUAUUCUACAUCACCCAACCCCGGUGGACUGGGCAAGGGUGGGCGGAAACAGGAUGCCUUAUGCUUAGCUCUAGCACAUUCCAGGGUAUUUCAGCGCUCUGCAUCUGGAAUCCCACGUGUCCCAGCCAGUGUGACACUAUCUUUACAGAGUCCUCAGACAGAUGACUUCAGGGCUGGGAAAUGCUUUGAAGGUACUGGCCCUUUGCCUGUGUGUGUGUGUGUGUGUGUGUGUGUGUGUGUGUGUGUCUGGGGAGAGUCUGCACAGACACUGCAACCCCUGGAAGCUGUCUCAUAUGCCUGCCCUGUGGAGCUCAUUGAGUAUUUCCUACCAGCUGGGGUCAGGGGUAGAGGUCAGAGAGGAGGGGAAGGCUUGGAGGGGAGGGCAGGCUAGGAGAGGCUGGCUCCUGGCUGGGGCAGGGACACUGACACUUGACCUGUCCCUACCCAAGGCUGGGGAAAGGGUCAAGUGGGUUCUGGGGUGCCGAUUAGGAAACCUCCCAAAGCAUGGCACCAUGCCAAGCCGCGAUAAAAACCCCAUCACUAGGGUGCUGAUAGACCAAAGCCAGUUUUCGGAGUUGGUGCUUGGGACACUGACUUGGGACUUCUUUAGUGGGGCCUUGGCCCCUCUGAGCUCCUGUCAUCUGCAGCCUGCAUCUCCUCUUGUGCAUUUGACCUUGUGUUUCCCCAAAGAUGGCCUUCUCCUUCAUGCCCCUGCACACUUGGAGGUGCCAGUUCCUCUGGUGGGAACUCUGUUUACUUUCUCAUCCACCCAACUCCUGCUCAUCCUUCAAAGCCUAGGCCAAGCAUCAGCACCAAGAAACUUCCAGCCUUUGUCUGACUCAGGGGCUCCCCCUCUCCUUCCCAUCAUCCCCAGAGUUCAUUGCACCACAACUCAGAGCCCUGUCCUUCAUCACUCAGGUACUUGACCCCUUCUCCUCAAAUCCAGGAGCUCAUGAAGGGAGGAACUGUGUCUUCUAGAUUUGAGAUCAAAUUCUGCAUUCUGCAUUUGUGAGAGCUUGGACCAAUUCUCUAACCUCUCCGAACCUCAUUGUCGUCAGCAGCGAGAUGGGUAUGGCAAGGUAGCACUUCCAGGGCUGCUUGAAUAAUGCAGUAGGAUAAUGAAUGUAUGACCCCAGCCGUGUAUCCUAAUUAGUUCUGCUAGCUGUCUACUUGGAACUGAGAAUAAAGAUGACAUUUUUUUCAGGGUUGUCAACUAAAAGAAUGAAUCACUGAGGGUGGAAUUUCCAGAGAUGAACAAGCUAGUGAGAACACUGGAGGGCAUUCUGAAGGGGCUUGGUGAUGUUUCCUUCCCUAGCGCCGAUUCAGGACACGCUCACCAUAAACUCUUUCUCUUUCUCAUCAACAUUCUGGAAGUCAGUUUCCCAAUGCUCCAUUUUAUCUGGGCCUCGACCUUGGAUAUCCUCUAAAUGCAUCAUCAACUGUGCAGGAAAGGACAGAAAGUUCCUCCUGGUGGUUAGGGCUCAGUCCUAGGCACAUUCUGGGCUGUGCACUGAGCAUGUGGUGUAGAGGGCAAUGCUAGACAGUCACACAUCUCCUGCCUUGGGACCACCUCGUCUUAGGGUGACCCAGCAGAGCUGCUGUCAUGCCCAAGGAGCCAAGGCAGCAGCUGGAAGCAGACCUGCCUGUUUCACAUUCUGGGCACUUCAUCAGCUGCUUCUGAGUCCAGUGAGCACUGCCAGGGUGGGGUGAGUGAUGAAGCCAUGAGGGAAGUUAGGGAAUGAAGGCAGCAGGAAGUAGCGAGCAGGGGGCCCUCCUGUGCUUGCUGGGCCAACUUCCUUGUAAGGUCCUGAGCUGAGCAUGGCUGGGCUAUCCCCAGGGCUGAGAUCUUCCUAGCCAGGGAAGGAUUUGAGUCAAUGUCACAGACCAGAGCUGCCUUUCUCACUAACUGGAAGUCGAAGGUCUAGUGUGAGCAGUGCUGAGCCUCCUCUCCAGCUGGGCAGGAGUGGAAGGGAAAACAUGGUGGGAGGGAUGGGGGAUGCAGAGAUGGGAGUUGCAGAGGACUAGGGUCCAAAGAUCUGAAGUCACCUUGGUUGUGAGUAGGCACCUUGCACAGUAGGACUAUUUAGAGAGUACUGAAAGCGUGCAGAGACCUGUUGCACUCCUGGGUUUUCUGGGUGGUUAACUCACCAAACUCUUUACCAUAUCAAUCUACGAACAUUGCAGAAUGGGUUCUUACAGCUGAGCCUGAGCCCUGCUCCUGGCUCAGGCUGCUCAUGGUGCCCUUGCUGGCUUCGUGCACCGCAGAGGCUCAGGGAGGGUGGUUAGAACUUGAGGGGCUGGGAGAGGGGCACUUGCCGACCUUGCCGCCAUGUACCACGUAAGCAGAUGCUGAAAUGCCAGUUCUGUGGGCUGCGUCUGUGAGAUGCAAAACGUCAGGGGACAUCCCAACAGCCACUCCCAGAGACUGGCCUGACAUCACACGUGUGCGACACAGCAGGGGCGUGGAAAGGAGCUGGAAGCUGUGGGAGGCAGAGCUGACCUGCCUGGAGUUUCUCUUGGGUACCGGUCCCUCCUUGUGCUCAUGUUUCAUAGAUGCUCUCUCUGUUGAUUGACAGCCUCCCUCUGCAGGGUAAGGAUUAUGAGCAGGUCUUCCAAAGCCUUUCCCAGGGCACUCAGCUUCUGACUGGCAGAACAAAGCUUUGAAGCCAGGAUGAGGGUCCCAGGUGUCCAGCUCUUGGCCAGACCUUGCUGCCUCCGAGGAAACUCACUGCCCCAAGUCUGUCCCCUAGGGAGGAAGGCUAAGCUAAAUGAAACUAAGUAAUCAAAAGAAACCCUGGUGUGUACAAACCGCCAGUUUUCAUGGUGUGCAUGGCUCUCACCACGGCUGAUCUUGGACUACCAAAGUGGCAUCACUGAGGAUGGAGCUGGGAAUCUGUUCAUGACUGGCCCUUGCAAGCCCGUCUGAGUGGGUUCAGCUAGCCACUGCCCUGCCGUUUCCCAUCUGUGCCCCCACGAGGGCUGGCCGGGACAGCCAGGAGUGUGAAAUGGUGAGAACAAGUCCAGCCCUGAUGGGGGGCAGUGCAGGGCUAAGCCUGUCACUGAGAACUUGGAAACUUCAAUUUAGGAGUCUGGAUUUUUGGUUUUACUUACUCUGUGUACUCUUAAGAAUUACGGAAGACAUCAAAGAAUAUAGGUGAGCUACAUCAAUUAACCCUCAUUCUACUGGAAAUUAAAAUGGAGGAUAUUUUUAAAUAACUCUUAAUUCAUUGAAAAAUAAACUCACUACAUGUUAGCAUAAGAACACAUAAUUUACUACUAAAAAUAACUAUAUACUUUUCUGAAAGAAGUA